AUGCCAUCCAAGAAAAUCCUCACAGAGGCCAAGGAGUCCGAGGAGCCUUGCCAACGUUGUUUCCUUCGACUGAUAACCACACCAGAUCAUGUGUGUAAGCGACGUGAGGAGUUAAUAAGAUGUGUGUACUGCAGCAACAUCAAAAAAGCCUGCAACCCGUUCAAAGAGGAGGCGCUGGAGACCAUGCGAAUGCCAAAGUGUCAACGGACUGAGCGGACUCUACAGAUUCUCAAAAAGAUCAAGCUACGUACACGCCGAAUCAACAAGGAAAUUCGAACAGAAGCCGUCAAGGCUUCCUCUGAGAGAGACACCAAUGUGAAGAAGGAAGGAGAUGAAACGGAGAUGGAUCGUCUUUUUGAGAUGUCAGUGGAUAACUCUGAUAAUUACGAGAAGUCUGACACCCUUGAAAACUCUGACAUCCUUGACAACUCGGAUAUCUGUGACAACUCGGACAACUCGGACACCUCUGAUUACUCCGAUCAACCUGACCUCCCUGCCAUCCUUGACUACUCCGAUGAAUCCGAUAACAUCUAUGAUGCUGAUAUUCCUGACAACUCCGAUGAAUCCGAUGAAUUCUAUGAUGCUGCAGCCCAGAAACAGCUUCAGGUUUCUCUCACCGAAGCAGCCCAGGCAAACAUAGAGACCCCGCAGGUGGCUUACUUGGAGAGCCCGGAGAAGUGGUGGCGUGAUAAUUGA
Penicillium malachiteum is the source of this 696-nucleotide messenger RNA. RefSeq lists its product as uncharacterized. The record is from RefSeq and is a predicted model, not a curated record. Lineage: Eukaryota; Fungi; Ascomycota; Eurotiomycetes; Eurotiales; Aspergillaceae. The transcript is spliced from 2 exons. Bases 1 to 696 code for a protein of 231 amino acids.